Molecule: messenger RNA, 3218 nt
Organism: Tyto alba (common barn owl)
Lineage: Eukaryota; Metazoa; Chordata; Aves; Strigiformes; Tytonidae
Gene: PPP2R2B
Product: protein phosphatase 2 regulatory subunit Bbeta
Exons: 9
Coding region: 145-1476 (443 amino acids)
Biological process (GO): peptidyl-serine dephosphorylation
Cellular component (GO): protein phosphatase type 2A complex; cytosol
Molecular function (GO): protein binding; protein phosphatase regulator activity
Source: RefSeq, a predicted model, not a curated record
GAGGAGCCAGCGGGCUCCGCCGCCCCUGCGCCCCCCCACCGCCGCCGCAUUUCGCGGCCGGCCGCCGCGGAGCAGGGCGCGGGGGGGGGAUGAUGGAUCCGCGGCUGCGGCUGCUGACGCCCCGCGCCCGCCAGCCCGCCGUCAAUGGAGGAGGACGUUGAGACCCGCAAGAUCAGCAGCAGUUUCCUGCGAGACCACAGCUAUGCCACGGAAGCUGACAUCAUCUCUACAGUAGAAUUCAACCACACUGGAGAAUUACUAGCGACAGGGGACAAGGGGGGCCGUGUUGUAAUAUUUCAACGUGAGCAGGAGAGCAAAAACCAGCCCCAUCGCAGGGGAGAGUACAAUGUCUACAGCACCUUCCAGAGCCACGAGCCGGAGUUCGAUUACCUGAAGAGUUUGGAGAUAGAGGAGAAGAUCAAUAAGAUACGAUGGCUCCCGCAGCAGAACGCAGCCUAUUUCCUGCUCUCCACCAACGAUAAGACUGUGAAGCUAUGGAAGGUCAGCGAGCGGGACAAGAGACCGGAGGGAUACAAUCUCAAGGAUGAGGACGGCCGUCUCCGUGACCCCUCCAUGAUCACCGUGCUACGGGUCCCCGUGCUCCGGCCCAUGGACCUGAUGGUGGAGGCCACGCCCCGGCGGGUGUUUGCCAACGCGCACACCUACCACAUCAACUCCAUCUCCGUCAACAGCGACUACGAGACCUACAUGUCGGCGGACGACCUGAGGAUAAACUUGUGGAACUUUGAAAUCACAAAUCAAAGUUUUAACAUCGUGGACAUCAAGCCAGCCAACAUGGAGGAGCUGACGGAGGUGAUCACGGCCGCCGAGUUCCACCCGCACCAUUGCAACACCUUCGUCUACAGCAGCAGCAAAGGCACCAUCCGGCUGUGCGACAUGCGCACCUCCGCCCUCUGCGACCGCCACGCCAAGUUUUUUGAAGAGCCCGAAGACCCAAGUAACCGGUCGUUUUUUUCCGAGAUCAUCUCCUCGAUCUCUGAUGUCAAAUUCAGCCACAGUGGGAGGUAUAUCAUGACCCGGGACUAUCUCACCGUCAAGGUGUGGGACCUGAACAUGGAGAACCGGCCCAUUGAGACCUACCAGGUUCACGACUACCUGCGGAGCAAGCUCUGCUCGCUCUACGAGAACGACUGCAUCUUCGACAAGUUCGAGUGCGUCUGGAACGGGUCCGACAGCGUCAUCAUGACGGGCUCCUACAACAACUUCUUCCGCAUGUUUGACCGCAACACCAAGCGCGACGUGACGCUGGAGGCCUCGCGGGAGAACAGCAAACCCCGCGCCAUCCUCAAGCCCCGCAAGGUCUGCGUGGGCGGCAAGCGGAGGAAAGACGAAAUUAGUGUGGACAGUCUGGACUUUAGCAAAAAGAUCCUGCAUACAGCUUGGCACCCCUCCGAGAAUAUCAUUGCCGUGGCAGCAACAAAUAACCUGUAUAUAUUCCAGGACAAGGUUAACUAGGAGGACAAGUUGUUCUUUAGGAAUCUCAUGUACUGAAUACUAGUAAACACAAGAUUUCAAAUGUUUCUUUUCUUUCUUUCUUUCGUUUUCCCUUUUCCUUCCUGUUCCUUUGUUCGGUUACUGCUCUGCAGACAGCGGUUGUGCCGAGGCGAGCGCUCCUGCACCCCCGGGGCACUGGGGGGGGGACCCCAGCCAGACACCCGCUUUCUGUUCCUUUACGCGUUGAGAGCUGAGGCGCGCGGGGCGGCUGCAGCCGCGGCGGGGAGGGGACGCGGGGGCCGGGGCCCUCGGGGGUUCCGCUGCCAGCAGACCCGCGCCGGUUGUUUUAAACCCGAUCCUAGACAUAGUCCGCCUGUUACGUUGCCAGGUCAGAACGUUGUCCCCCCCCACCCCCGUUGCCAUUUUUCGCAUUUGUCUUUUUAUUAUUAUCAUUUUGUGUUUUUACCAACAGAGACAGCAAAACCAAACAUAAAAUGGGAAAGUUCAGAUUUGCAAAGGACAAGCUUAAAGGGGGGGGAUCUGCUGCACACUGAGACGUGUCUGCUCUAGCCAGGCUGCUGCCUUCCCCCCACCCCACAGAAACUCUCCUGAGGAUUUGGCUUUGUAGAUACUGUGGUGCCUUUUUUGGUAUAUGAAAUACCUUUAUAAAUGAUGCUUCCGAACUGCAUUGAUUGCAAACCAAAUUGAAACCUGGGCUUCUCUCCUGCAUUUCUUGUCUUUUGCUUUGGUCAUUUUUACUUGUUCUGUUGUAAGUUCUUGCACGCUGUGACUGUCUCUCUCUCUCUCUCUCUUUCUUUUUAAAUUAAUUUAUUUAUUUAUUCAUUCGAUUUUUUUUUAAGAUAAAGUAUAAGUUGCUAAUUUAUGACCUUCUAAAAAAGAACCCAACCAUAUAUUGCUGUUAGCACCUGACUGCUUCAGAGAGAGGCUGUCUGUGGUCCUACAUUAAUAACAAUAAUAAUGAUAAUAAUAAUAAAAACAAUAACUCUUCCUCUUUGCAUGGCAAGGCUGCCUCUUUCUACUCUAAAGAUUGUUCAGGUCCCUCUUUUACCUGAGCAACUGUUCAAUAAAAAAAAAAAAAACUACUGAAUUUUCAGUCCAUCUGAAAAAUUUUCCUGCAACAAAAAGCAAACGAAUAAAUAAAGGCAAUUAAAAACCUAUUCAACACUGUCACUUUAGCAGUGGCUGGGUGCGGGUGCCCGUGCUGUGCAGCUGUUCUGCGGGGGGGCAGCGGGGACCCCGCCAGCGCCCGCAGCCUGCCGGGGCCGCUCGCCCCACGCUGAGGGCAGAGUCCCCCCGGCUGCCCCGCGAGGGGUCCGGCGUGUCCCGCGGGGCCCCCCCGGCUCUCGCUCCCGCCAGCGGCCACGAACGGAGCACCCGGACCGGGCGGGAAAGCGGGAGCUGUGCGGCGGCGGGACCCCGGCUGCGCCCCGGCCCCUGGGACGGAGCCUCGGGGCGCUGACCUGCCGGGACACCCCGGCCCCGCCUCGGGGGCAGCAGCAGGGAGAGCCCCCCCACCUCCAGAGGAGAGAUCGCAAGGUAAAAAACAAAGUGCACUGGCUUAUAAAUUUAUUACAAGUGAUGGCUUUCAGGAGUGACCUUUUUUUUUUUUUUUUAAAUGAAAUGGUAAAAAAAAAAAGAGCAAGAGUAAAUGAACCAUUUUUUUAAAAAAAAAAUUGUUCCUUUUUGGUUCCUGUAAAGAAAGCCUGCACUCUGGUAUCAAAAGUAAAGUUGUCCCAAAUGUG